Messenger RNA from Macrosteles quadrilineatus (aster leafhopper), 3327 nucleotides. Its product is annotated as C-factor-like. The coding region runs from base 133 to 876 and encodes 247 amino acids. The transcript is spliced from 5 exons. NCBI's taxonomy places the organism in Eukaryota, Metazoa, Arthropoda, Insecta, Hemiptera, Cicadellidae. The record is from RefSeq and is a predicted model, not a curated record.
CACGAUCACUACGAAACAAGAGGUUACGUAAACAAGAAGCCAUAGUAAACAGGUUCCACUUUCCACUAGAUUAUCCUUUGCCACCUAUCUCAGGCGAUUAAAGUUGAAAUAGGUACAUCAAGUUCCAUAAGGAUGAAGUCAGUUUUAAUAACAGGGUGCAAUCGUGGUAUAGGUCUCGGGCUUGUAAAGAACCUGCUCAGUGAUAAUUCCGUGAAACACAUUAUUGCAACAUGUCGGGACCCAAAUCAAGCAACGAACCUUCAAGAGGCUGUCAAAACAACGCCUGGCAAAGUUCAUGUUCUACAAUUAGAUCUCAAAGACUUCAACAGCCAUGACAGAAUCGCGAAAGAAGUCUCGUCCAUAGUCGGGGAUGCUGGCUUGAAUGUAUUGAUCAACAAUGCUGGAAUUUCCACAAAAUUCACCCGUGUGAACCUCGUAAAAGCAGAACAGAUGAUUGAGAACCUCACAGUUAACACCGUAGCACCACUAAUGUUGACCAAGGCUCUGAUACCAUUGCUGAAGCAGGCGUCAGCUGCUAACAGCUCUCAGCCACUAGGCUCAGCACGUGCUGCUGUCGUCAACAUCAGCUCCAUACUGGGCUCCAUAGCUGAGAACAACCAGGGCGGCUUCUACCCCUACAGAACCAGCAAGGCUGCUCUCAACGCAGUGACUCGUUCUUUAAGUUUUGACUUGAAGCCUGACAACAUUCUAGCGGUCAGCAUCCACCCCGGGUGGGUCAAGACAGACAUGGGCGGUCCACAGGCACCCCUCGCACUGGACACUGCCAUCCCAACACUGGUACAGCUGCUCAAGGAGCUCGGGCCUCAACACAACGGAGGCUUCUAUCAGUACGACGGAAAACAGCUGCCCUGGUAGUGACAUGGUUUACCUUGUUUAGUGAAACGAUUGUAAUCAUGGUUGAGUUUUGUUAUUGUUCUUAUUUAUUUUAAGAUUAAGCAACCAAAUCAAAUUUCAAAUUUGUCCGGUCAAAUUUGUGUGUGGUUGAUGCUGAGGGUUGACCGUUUAUGGUCUUUAUUCUUAGACCCGAAUUAGGUGUGAAUAGCGCUCUAAGCUGUAAACAACUUUGGCACCUCUCUCCAGACAUUUUUGGAAUCAAAGUACAUAUUUAAAAACGAGUUUACACGCUAUUUAAAGGUUGAAAGGCUGAUUAAAAUUUAGUUUUUAGCGAAUUUCCCAUAUAGGGAAUAAGCUAUUACCGUAGGUCUCAUGGUAAGACCUGGACUCGGGACCGAUUUACUUUUUCAUUUUGAUGUCCCCAGAGGCCAAAAACACCAUCCGUUCAAAUUCAUAUAUAUAUAUAUAUAUUUAUAUAUUUAUAUAUAUAUAUAUGUGUCCGUCAGCACGAUAACUCGAACAAAAAUUAUCCGAUUUUGAUGAAAUUUGGUAUAAACGUGUAAACCUACAUUUAUUUGAACGAGUUCGCGAACCAGCAUGAUCGGACCAUGGGAACAGGGGUUUAUGGGGGGUUUUAUGGGGUAAAAAUGGGUUUUUCCCAUUUUUGACCCUAAAAACAUAAAAUUUUGGAAUUUUUUUCACAUCCAUUUUGUAGAGCUUAAAAAAGUAAAUAAUUUAGUAUAUUGAAGCAUUGUUGUACGCCUAAUGGUUACGGAGAAAAUUCAAAAAAGUGCAAAAAAUUUAAAAUUCCCAUGUUAUUCUUAUGGAGAAAAUGAAACUGUUGUGGUUUACUUGUUUAUGGGUAUAUAUUGAUAAAAUUUGGCAAAUUUAUUUAUUUCAUCCUAUACUAUUGACUUAUGGUAAAAACGCUUUUUACCUUCCCUGUAGCAGCAAACCUAAGCACUCGUUAAAUCUAAUGUUAUUUAAAUUGAGAAUAAAUAUGUCUUAUAUAUGGAAAUAUUUUAGUAACAAUGUAAUCAGACAAGUUGAAAUUCGCUUAGUCUGCAGGUUUGCUGCGGCGGGGGUAUUUUAGCAAUCUAAUCAAAACAAUAUUUAUGGCUAUUGUUAUUGACACCAGCCCCUAAAAACUUGGCACUCUGGGCUGUAUGGGGGCCCAUACACAAAGGAACCUAAAUACUGUUAACAAAAUAGAUGGCCAAAUCGAGUAAGCUCCUUUUAUACUCCAUUCUGUUCACUCUGCAGUACUGAGUGUCCCAAUUUAAAAUGGAAAUUUCAGCCACACUUGCCGUCCUAAAAACAUCAAGACCCACAAAUCGCUCCAUGGGUUUUAAUUUUUUCUAUGCUUCUUAACUAACUACUAUUUGCCUAUACUAAUUUUGACUGAAGCAGAGUCAAAAUCCAAUUCAAUAGUCGAAAUACCAAUCUAUAAAAUAAAUUGAUUGAGACAAUAAGUAAAAUUUUCUUUUAACCCAUUCCCCCGAGUGUCAAGAGGACCGUUUUCUGAACCUGCAUAGCCAAAACGAUGUUUCCAGUAUUAUUUAUAGUACGACUAUUUCCCCAUAUUGUACUGCACGGUGAACGAGGCAUGGAAAGAUAAUGAUGGGACUAACCAUGUGUUAUUAUUAGUUUGUUAUGAACGUCUAUCAAAAUCACAUUUAGUUGAAUAUUUGAAAUCCGAGAAAGUGGGAUUUUGUAUCUUCAUCUUUUUUUGGACAAUAUCUAACAUUGGCUUAAGAUACAGUACUGUAAAAUUCACCACGUGGUAGUUUCUACAUCUAUAUAUGUAGUGUUUUUAUUUUUGAUUCAUCAGAAAAUCAUCAUUCAUUUCUAAAACACAGCCUUGUUUUUGUAACAGAAGGAAUAAAGUUAACACAUACGACAAUAAUACAAACAUAAUGGUCCUAGAUGUUGCUUUUGGCAGUAUUAGAUUUACUUUUAGUCGAUUUAGCCUUUUGUUUGGUUCUUAUUACGAAGAAAGCAUUUACCAAAGAUGCAUUUAAGAAUUUAGACCAACUGCUACAGGGAUUUUAUCAACGCACAAUGAUCUUAUACUAAAAGGCUUUGUCGAGGGUAAAACAUGAUGAUGAAUAGUUUUGUCAGUAAUAGUAAUAAGUUUAGCUAAUUUCUUCAAUGUCAAAUUUUUGCCAGAUGUUCUCGAGCUAUACAGAGCCCGAAAGAUUUGAGACAUUAUAGCUUGAUUAAAUAUGUAAAAACCUGGAAAUUAAUGCAAUCUGCAUUGUCUUCAGGGUUUCAACACAAAAUAUUAAGAUUUUAUUUAAGUGUAAGUUGUGUCGUGCUUGUUAUAUGUUGAUAAAUUAUUUUUGUGUUAGCUAAUAUUUGUCACAGUAGGCCUAUUACACAAGUUUAACUAAUAAGACCAAAAAUAUGCACAAAGUAACCUGAAUUUAAUAGGGUUUUGACUGUCAGCAUUUUGUAUUAGUUUAAUCAGUA